Hyalella azteca is the source of this 1061-nucleotide messenger RNA. RefSeq lists its product as uncharacterized. Lineage: Eukaryota; Metazoa; Arthropoda; Malacostraca; Amphipoda; Hyalellidae. The record is from RefSeq and is a predicted model, not a curated record.
CCAAGCAAAAGAUCAAACAGGAGGCAGCGAAGAUGACCGAACCGAAACCUGAGCGGAUGGACCAGCAAAAAUCCGAACAGAAGGCCAGGCAGAAGGGAACGCGAGAGGCAAAGAAGAUAGACGAGAAGAAGGCCGAGCAGACGGCCAAGAAGAAUAAGGAGAAGCAGGAGGCCAAGCAUUCGGCUUUCCGAUACGAAGUUCUCAAGGCAGUGAUUGAAAGUUCCUGGUGCAAAGUGGCAUUCGACGCCCAAAUCUGUAGCAAAUGUCAGCCUGACUCGUCCGGAAGCAAAGUUUACUGCAAUUCUUUUACAUUGCUGGUCGAAAAAUACCCUGAACUGGCAUGCCAAGCAAUGGACAAACACAUCGUCCCUGUUGAGAGCAACUCCAUUCACCUCAAAAAGGACAACAUCACACCUCCAACAGAAGGCAAACAAGAAGAACACUACUACUCCCCCUUCGAGUUUAUCUAUUACAGGAAAAAGGAAGAUUCGAAAGGAGGGGGAUCGAUUAUCGUGGCUUCAAAUAACAAAAAUGCGAAAAGUUGGUACUCAGACCAUCCUCUUCAGAAAGCUGUCGGAUCGUGCAACGAGGCUCACAGCCGUGUUUUGCGUCACAAACUAACCCUGUCAUGGCUGUUGCAUAAAUAUCAAUACACUCGAUGGUUCUUGUACUCCUAUCUGCUUAUCGACUUCGUAACUGCCGUCGUGGCGGCGCUCCUCCUAUACAUGACCUGGAACUCCCGGGGUCUUCAGGCAGCCUUCAGCGGAGCUACGCGCUCUCAGGUGUCACAAGCGUUCGCUGACACGCGUUCAUCUGACAGAGACAUGCUGGCCGCCGUCAGCGCCGUGAUGCUCAUUGCUGACACUGACGCCAGCUGCAGCUCCUGGGGGAAUGGCUGGAACGCCUCAAACGACAUGGAGGUGUUGUCUGCUGCCUGGAACCGAUCCGUGUGCGCCGUACAUCACCUGCAGCGAUAUUCACCUGGCGUCAUCGUUCUUGAAAGCCUCACUCUGUUUCUGCUCAUAAUCCACGCUCUCUUCGAGUGGCGAAUUCUGAUAAAA